This is a messenger RNA of Acanthamoeba castellanii str. Neff, 1281 nucleotides long. RefSeq lists its product as uncharacterized. NCBI's taxonomy places the organism in Eukaryota, Discosea, Longamoebia, Acanthamoebidae. The transcript is spliced from 5 exons. Bases 1 to 1281 code for a protein of 426 amino acids. The record is from RefSeq and is a predicted model, not a curated record.
AUGGUGCAGGUACGGCCGCUCUAUGGAUUGGUGGCGGUUGUUGCGGCGACGCUCCUUCUCCUGUUCUUCGCGGGUCCUUCCGCCGUGCCUCGCAAUUGGGACUCGGCCCCUGACGCACUCCUAUCCACCACCAUCGACAUAGAUAUCGAUCCGCCGGCUCCCACACCCCCAACUCCUACCGACCACGUGUCUCCCAGCACCAAGGAGCAUACAGAGCCACCUAGUCGUUCGAUUGAUGAAGAGAAAGAUGAAGAAGUGGAGAAAGAUGCAUCUGGAGAUGAGGUACCCAAAACAACUGAGUCACCACCAACAGCAACGACGAGAAAAGAUGAAAAAGAUGAAGAAAUAGAUCACAUCGCAAAGACGCCACAACCAGCGACCAAGGGGAAGGAGGAGAUGGAAGAAGAAGAUGAAGAGGAAAAGAAAGAGGAGAAGAAGGUGAGCGACUACACGCUCGUGGUCUACGUGUACUGGGAGCGCGACGCGGUCUACGCCGAGAACCUGCGAUUCUUCCUGCGCGCGGGCGUGGGCUCGGCCGAAGAGAGCCAGCGGGACCGGGUGGAGUACCUCCUGAUCGUGCAGGGCCGCACCCUGUCCGUCGACGUGCCGCGCCACGUCAAGGUGUGGAAGCGCGACAACACCUGCUUCGACUUUGGCGCCGUCGGCGCAGCCCUUCGGUCGAAAGCGCUCCGCCUCCCCACAUUCCGUCGCUACGUCAUCCUGAAUUCGAGCGUGAAGGGGCCUUUUCUGCCGGCGUACUGGCCGUCCAACGUGCAUUGGUCCACCAUCUUCACCAGUCGCAUCAACGAUCGCGUCAAGCAAGUGGGCACGUCGAUCGUGUGCCUGCCCAAAACGGACCUGGGCGGCUGGGGUCCACGCAUUGAGGGAUUCUGUUGGGCGACCGAUCACGUGGGCAUCGAGCUGGGCAUCAAGCGCGGAGUGUUCGACUGCUUCGCCAACAAGGAAGACGUCAUCGUCAAAGGCGAAUACGGCAUGUCGCGCGCAGUGCUGGAUGCCAACUACACGCUCGACACGGUGCAGCUCAAGUACCAGGGCGUCAAUUGGACCGACACCGCCAACUGGGGCUGCAACGCCAACGUGCAUCCCACCCGAGCCGACGCCUACGACGGCAUCAGCAUGCACCCGCUGGAGACGGUGUUCCACAAGAGGAGCUGGACCGACGUCAGGACCGACGUGCUGCCUGAGUACAUGAACCGCUACGCGCAGUGGAAAUAUGACGCGCUCGAUCGCCGGGCGGGAAAGAGUCGACCACCAUCAUGA